This is a messenger RNA of Haliotis rufescens (red abalone), 1668 nucleotides long. Its product is annotated as acid phosphatase type 7-like. The record is from RefSeq and is a predicted model, not a curated record. Lineage: Eukaryota; Metazoa; Mollusca; Gastropoda; Lepetellida; Haliotidae. Bases 170 to 1426 code for a protein of 418 amino acids. The transcript has 13 exons. Gene Ontology annotation, molecular function: protein binding; metal ion binding; acid phosphatase activity.
AAAGUAGGCGCCGGAGGGACCAAAUUGGAGAUGGUCAACAGCUUGGAGGAAAAGAUGAAAAGCAAAUCAACCUUCAACAAGUCAUUUUCGAGCAUAUGUGGCCAUUCUGAACUUGAAAGAAGACUCGUACAUCACGAAUGGGAAGAUUACCACGGCGACCGACGAGUGAAUGAGACCGUUUACCACUGGACUAACACUGUUUUCUAAUUUUGGGGACCCGUCUUCGAUGAUCGUGACGUGGAACACCAUCAAUGACACGAAGAUCUCAGCUGUGAAAUAUGGUUCCAGUCCUCUGGCCAUCAACCAGCAGGUCACCGGCUACAGCACCCAUUUUGUGGAUGGGGGGACGGAGCACAGGGCCCAGUACAUACACAGAGUUGUCAUCACUGGGCUUACUCCCGGACAGAAAUACUUCUACCACUGCGGCAGCGACUAUGGGUGGAGCGACCCCUUCUUCUUCACGACCAUGCCCGAGGGGACCGACUGGAGCCCCCGCAUCGUCAUGUUCGGGGACCUGGGAAACGUCAACGCCCAGUCCCUGCCCCGGCUCCAGUCCGAGGUGGACAUGUACGACGCAGUCCUUCACAUAGGUGAUUUUGCGUACGACAUGGAUAAAAAUCAAAGCACCGUCGGUGACGCCUUCAUGCGGCAGAUUCAGCCAAUAGCUGCUUACCUCCCUUACAUGACCUGCCCCGGCAACCACGAGAACAGCUACAACUUCUCCAACUACAAGAACAGAUUCACCAUGCCCUUUGAUGAACAGUCAGACAGGAUGUUCUUCAGUUUCGACAUGGGGCCCGCCCACAUCAUCUCCUUCUCCACCGAGUACUACUUCUACGUCAACUACGGCAUCUCUCAGCUCGUCCGGCAGUACGAGUGGCUGGAGCAGGAUCUCAAGGAAGCAAGUCUCCCCGAGAACCGAGCUAAGCGGCCAUGGAUAAUCACCAUGGGACACAGACCCAUGUACUGCUCCAACGCUGACGACGACGACUGCACACACCUGGAGAGCUUGGUAAGGACUGGCGUUCCCAAGCUUCAUGUUAACGGUUUGGAGGACAUGUUCGACAAGUAUGGAGUGGACUUGGCUUUGUGGGCUCAUGAACAUUCCUAUGAACGCUUUUGGCCUGUGUUUAACAGAACAGUGUAUAACGGCAGCUACGACCAGCCCUACACCAACCCUGGGGCCCCAGUCCAUCUGAUAACAGGAUCCGCGGGCUGCAGUGAGCGUCAUGACAACUUCCUCAAAGAUGCCGGUCCGUGGUCUGCACUCCGUAACCUUGACUACGGUUAUACCCGGAUGACCAUCCACAACAACACCCACAUCAGCUUGGAACAGGUGUCGGAUGACAAGAAGGGGCAGAUUGUGGAUAGCUUCAUUCUCAUCAAAGACAAACACGAACCCUACGGGCUAAGUGGCGACUACUGAAACAGUGGCAGAAAGUUCCCGAAAAAAUAUGUUAAAAGCACUUAAAUGUAAAUUACAUGUAAUGUUUUUUUUAGUAUGGGCAUUAUCCUGAUUUCAGCUUUAUAAAAUGUUUAUAUAUAUAUGUUAAUUUUUGAUGUCUUCAUUAGUUUCGAACUUGAAUUUUCGCCGUAUUUUGAAGAUAUUUGCUUAGAUUCUUUAUCUAUACUUGUAUAUUUUUUUUUCAUUAAAAAAGUUGAAAUGUU